AUGAGUGGGCGAUCGGGCCGUGGUUUAAUUGGAAAACUUUUCUCUAAAAAGAAUAAUAGGGAAAAAGAAGAGCGUGCGACUGACAUAGGUAUGCCAACUGAUGUUAAACAACAUAUUCAUGUUAGCAAGAACUCUGAGACGGGUAUGUUGGAAGGCUUGCCUAAUUCCUGGCUAAGGUUGUUGAAUACACAGAUUACGCCCGCCGAACAAAAUGAGAAUCCUGAUGCGGCCAUUCAGGCCGUUAAGUUUCAUAUGUACACAAUCAAGAAGGAAAAAGCGCUUGACGAGCCUUUCAAACCGUUCCUUACGCAAGAGGCGAUUACAGAAGAAAAUAUCGAAAUUGAAAAAUUGUUAGAUCAUAAGAAUGCACACCAGAGUCAAGAUUCAGAUUUUUCUAUUGGUCAGAGUAGUGAGGAGGAAGCAAACACAAAUGACAUAUUCUCUCAAAGACAAACCAUGCCGGCUGCACUUCUCAAACACAAUAUGAAGAAAAAGGAUGCCGUCAUGGACUUAACAGCUGUUGUAGAAGAUUUAAGUGUUAUUGGAAAUGAUGAUGAUGAGAGCCCUAUACUGAGGAAGAAGGAGAUGAUGUAUGCUACACUCAAUGAUGAGGAAAUAUAUGAGGAACUAAAAAGAAUAUGUAACAAAGAUGAUCCUUAUGAAAGGUUCGAGCGGAUCAAGCAACUCGGUGCUGGUGCCUCAGGUGUGGUGUUCGUCGCCAUAGAUAGUAAGGACAACUCAAAAGUGGCCAUCAAGGACAUAGAUUUAACUAAACAGAGCAAAAAGGAGCUAAUACUCAAUGAAAUCAAUGUGUUGAAGGGUUUCAAUCAUAAGAAUCUUGUCAAUUUCCUCGAUGCAUUUCUUAGUUACGAUCACCUUUGGGUAGCUAUGGAACUGCUCGAUGGAGGGUCCCUAAAUUACGUGGUUACUGAAGUCGUUAUGAAAGAGGGUCAGAUCGCGGCUGUUUGCCGUGAAACCUUACAAGCCAUUGCGUUCCUGCAUUCCAAAGGUACAAUUCACAGAGAUAUCAAGUCGGACAAUGUUUUACUUGGGAUGGACGGCACUGUAAAAGUAACGGACUUUGGGUUCUGCGCAAAUAUAGUUGGUGAUGAGAAACGGCAAACGAUGGUCGGUACUCCCUAUUGGAUGGCACCCGAAGUUGUCACGAGGAAGCAGUACGGUAAGAAGGUUGACGUAUGGUCUCUAGGUAUCAUGGCCAUAGAAAUGAUUGAAGGAGAACCGCCAUAUAUGAAGGAAUCCCCACUGAGAGCCCUAUAUCUAAUCGCAGCAGUGGGUCGCCCUAAAAUUCCUAGAUGGGAAAAAUUGUCUCCAGAUUUUCAGGACUUCUUAGAUAAAUGUCUGCAGGUAGAUGUAGAUUUACGAGCAGCAGCUGACGAGCUCUUAAUGCACCCGUUCCUAAGCUGCGCAAUGGAAUUAAGAACUCUAACGCCUCUCAUCAGAGCUGCGCAGAAGAUCCAUCACAAGAACUAUGAUUAA
Messenger RNA from Arctia plantaginis, 1497 nucleotides. The record is from the annotation of a GenBank genome assembly. Lineage: Eukaryota; Metazoa; Arthropoda; Insecta; Lepidoptera; Erebidae.